Molecule: messenger RNA, 465 nt
Organism: Anisakis simplex (herring worm)
Lineage: Eukaryota; Metazoa; Nematoda; Chromadorea; Rhabditida; Anisakidae
Source: the annotation of a GenBank genome assembly
AUGGCUUUGAGCGCAGAAAACGUGUCGAAGCGUGGCAUUCCCGAGGUUAAGGUUUUGGAGGAUGUAGAAGCGUAUUUGAAACGUGAAGGUAAUAUAACGGUGGAUGAAGGAGUGAAGCGAAUCGAGAAGACGUAUCGAACGUAUAAAUUUGUGGAGCAGCAGAUUUUGACUGAGAAAGCGAGGAUUGCAUCCAGAAUACCGGAUUUAAAGAAUUCACUGCAAAUGAUUGAGAUUCUGGAGAAUAAUGCGGUUUGCCUUUGGCUAGGUGCCAAUGUGAUGGUGGAAUUCACAUUAGAAGAAGCACGUAAUCUGUUGCAAAAGAGUUACGACCAAGCAAAUUCGGCGACCGAAUUGUUAACAAAAGAAUUGGGCUUUGUAAAGGAUCAGAUAACGACAACAGAAGUGAAUAUGGCUCAUGUGUAUAAUUAUGGGGUGCGGAUUAAGAAAUCGGAGAGUAGUAAUUAA